Porites evermanni is the source of this 8947-nucleotide messenger RNA. The record is from the annotation of a GenBank genome assembly. NCBI's taxonomy places the organism in Eukaryota, Metazoa, Cnidaria, Anthozoa, Scleractinia, Poritidae.
AUGCUUCCUGUUUAUGGAGCGAAUUAUAUGCACCGGCCCCCUGAAAGACCAAGAACUACAGGACAGCCGAAUAAUGCACCAAGACAGCUAGAGUUUAACGAAGCUAUGAACGAUUUUAAGCACAUGUUUCCAACGCUUGAUCGGGAUGUCAUCGAAGCUGUCUUACGUGCUAACAAUGGUCUUGUGGACGCAACUAUCGAUCAACUUUUAUCAAUGGGAAUUGAUAUGGAGGGAAAUAUUCCCAACUCUGGUCACCCUCAUCUGCCUUCAUAUAGUGCUCUUAAUGAGGCCGAACCUCCCCCAGCUUAUACACCGAGGGAAAACAACCCUUCGCUCUCUUCAGCAUCUCGGCCACUUCCUGCAAGACCCUAUUCCGCAUGGAAUCCGCCAUUGCUAGGUAAGCUACCGGACGAUUUUCUGCGUCUUGGACCGUCUACGACUCCAGCGAGAUCUCCUCUCAGUGGCGAUGGAGACAGCAUGGAUGACAAAGAACUUGAGCGGUUCUUAGAAGAUGAGAAAUUAGCCAUGGUGCUCCAGAAUGAAGAAUUUAUGCGAGAGCUGAGACAUAAUAAAGAUUUCAUGCUGUCACUGGAAAAAGGUUUGUGGUUUCGAACUAUUUUAUAAAAAGUCCAUUUCCCGAUUUAUCAGCCUCUUUGAUUCUAGAAAAAGUGAUCGAAACUUUCAGAAACCAAAUAUAUUUGCCCUUCCGUGAAUGCAAGGGGUACUCUUCAAUAAGGAUCGGCUUUCUUUUUUAUUUUCCUUGUUUUGCGGAACCUUUUAUUUUAAUACCAUCAUAUAAAAUUAAUAGCUUACUAUAUUCAAACCUUCGAUGUAAAUGAUAACAUAAAGUGUUUUUGCAUUAAAUAUUAAAAAUUUUCAAUGGAGAUUUUGAUUUUGUGUUCAAGGUCUGGAAGUGUACAGAUCUUCUAUAAAAAUUGAUUUUAAACGUCCAGACUUUGUACACGUAAUCAUGUUCUUGAGUGACACCUUGUACCUUAAUUCGUUUGUUUAUUUCAGUCUAGGUAGCAACCAUCCAUGUUAAACAAAAUCUUCAGAAGAAACAGUUUUUAGACGGGAACAUGAAAUAAAUAAAUAGCAUCAAACAAGUUUUCAACUUGAGGAACUGACUGGAAAUUGUUUUCAAUUUAUCCUCUAUUCAAGUAUCGUUUUUGUUUCAAAAUCAUUUUCAUAGGCACUUAGUUACUGAGUAAGCAUCAUACAUGUAUGUCAAAAGAAUCCUGAUUUCUCAAAACCCUUGGUUUCUAGAAACUCCCAAUAACUGAAGCCAACACUGACUUCCCCUCCUCAGUCAAAUGCAUGUACAUUUAGCGGGGCAAAGGAAAGACUGUGAGCAGUCUCUCUUUGGCUCCAAAAUCUGUGAGAGAGCCUGAUAUGCGAGUGUGCGAGCAGAAAAGCCACAAGCAGGGAAUUGCUUGGUGUACACACAACUGGCUGCUCACAGCUUUGGGCCUUGUGCACUAACAUAUUGCAUUCUCAAGGAUUUUUGAGCAAAAGAGAGACUGCUCCCAGUAUUUUAUACUGUACUUUAGAGAACAGUUCAACUCUAAAAUACAGGAACAAAUUUUUGCCCAGGUUUGAUGGAUAGUGCAUCUCUUGUGUAAAAUGACCAAUGAUGAUAACAUGUAGGCAUUACCAUUCCUCCUCUCAAAAGUAAUAAACAAACAAAAUAUACAUUUGAAAAAUUUUUUCAGGUAUUUUUUAUAUUCAUUAAUAUUUAUUAAGACAUUUUAAAUGUAUCCUUGAGUUUUUUGUUUUUUAAAAAGAUGCUGCAUGCUGUUGGUUGAUCCCUAGCCAAAAUAAGACUGUGCUACUAUGAUUUAAUUGAUAAAUAAAAGAGUGGUUUUUUUAAUUAUUUUCUCUCAACAGAUAGGCAAAGAAAUACUACAAUUGCACCCAAGAAUACACUAGGUUAGUUUACAAUCUCCCUUGGCUGCUAUGGUGUCGACAUUGUGGUUGACAUGAUGUUUUUUUUGUAAAAUACAUCACAAGAGUGUAAAAAUUAUUCAAAAGGCUCAAUGAUUCUUGAAGUAUGAAUGAUAUUCUUUUAAGGGCAGACAACUCUACUUACAAACAUCUUGACAAAACCUGCUUGGACCCCAGGACUGUGCUUUAGCAGUGCCCAGUGGCCUCUGGCACCAAUUACUUUUGCUCUCAGGCUACUGCAGGCAACUUUAUUUUAUUAAUAGAAAUCCUAUGCUGGGUACUCUGGGUUUCACAGGUUCAGAGCAGGGGGCUCCAUUCAAUGUUUUUAGAGCACAUUUUUGGUCCAACUUCUGCAUUUCCAUCAGUGGCCAUUCCUGUAAGAAGCCGCAGACAAUUUAGGGUGGCAUAGUGUAGUGUUUUUUUUCUUGUGUUUCUAAUGUGUCAUUACCAGACACAAAGGAAAUUUUUUUUCUGUCUACUGAUCUAUUACACAGUUCAGGGUUUUUCCAGGAUUGUUAUUACAUAGGUUUAUGAAAAGCUCAAUGAUUUAGUAUUAACAGUGUUAUAACAAGACACUGUCUUUCCAUAAAAUUUUUGCCUUGCCAUACAUGGUCAUUAUUCAGUCAGCUUGCAUGGUUUCGAAAAAUUUUGUGACCAACCCCCCUCUCCUUUGGAGGCCAGUACUUGGUUCAAGUUAUUGAGGGUAAAAUUAUAUAGAAAUGAUCCGAAGGGAAACAAAAAUUACUUUGAGUUAGCAGGGGGUUCAAGUUAUCGAUGGUUCAAGUUACUGAGGGUAAAAUUACAGUAAAUAUAUGAAGGAAAUCCAAGGGAAAUCGACUUUGGUUUGAGUUAGUGUGCCAUUCAAGUUAGCGAGGGUUCCAGUUAUCGGGAGUCAAAUGUAUAUGUACUUACAUUUUAAUCCCAUUUAAUCCCCUUCUGACUCUGCACCACAGAAUCUUAUUGAGAAACCAACUCUGUAUGUUAAAAAAAAAUUUUCUAGCACCUGUUGAGACAACAGCCAAAGCAGAUACAACAGCAGCAUUAGCUACUCCAAGUAUGAGUGGGCAGUCACACACAGCACAACCUUCCACAACACUAGUGGGUGUUGAACCUGUUGCCGGGGCAGUGGGAGGACACCCAGCGAGUCCAACUCAUGAUGAUGCUGUCUUCAGGGAAAAACUUAAGCACAUGGGAAAGAGUAAGUGCAAUGUUUGAUCAUCUAGAUGCUUAAAAAAUUUGAAAAUGGGAGUUCUUAAAAUGAAGAGUUUUGGAUUUUUCACUGUUCAACACAUGAUUACUACAAUGUAUGAAAGCUGUAUUAAUGGGCACCCACCUACCAAACAUAUUCUUUAAAUCCAGUGGGUGUACAUGUUCACCUGUCUUAAGAAUGACCCACAGUAUUGGUCCCAGUGGUGUUCAUGAUAGAGAGUUGAUGUAAAUACCACCUGAUGGCUUAACAAGUUUUAUUCACAUUACUUUUAAUAAACCCUUUAAGCCCCAGUAUCCACAAGCAAAUUCUCCACGCAGUUGUUCUGGUCUCCAUACCUUUCCUUAAAGAAGUAGUUGAGUGAAUUUGACAAAAGUUCAAAGUAUUAUCUUGUUCUUUGGUUGUCAUUAAUUUUUAUUAAUUAUUAUCAUAACCAUUUCUCUAAUAAUUGUGCGGUGAUAUUGUUGGGAAUCUAAGUUGAUGUUGGUUUUUGGGGCCAAUACCAUGUACAUGUAUAGCGUUAACUGAGCUUUUAUUAUUCAAAGUGCAAAAGCACUUAAAGAAGUGCACAUACGAGUAAGAUUUGUCGUCAAGUUGUUUCUUGGAAAGUUUUGUUUCCCAUUUUAAUAUUUCCUAAGAUUUUUUUUUGUUUCAGUUUUGUUAUUGAAUCUGAAAACAUGAUCAACAUCAUAACCAUGUCAAAUAAUGUUUAUUUAUUUUAUUUUAUUUCUAUAAUAUUAUUUUAGGUACAAGAAAGAAGUUUGAAAAAAUGGCUAAGGUGUUUCACAGAAAGAAUGUGAAUCGUGCCAAGUAUCCUUUUACAGUAUAUUGUUUUAUAUUGGUCUUUAGAGACAAAUUAUGCAGCUGUCUGUUUUACAACAAUAUUGUUUAUCAUCAGGCUUUAGAAUCAUGAUUGUGUUGCAGGCGCUGUUUCAGGGGCGGAUCUAGGGGGAGGGUGCAGGGGGUGCGCACCCCCCCCCCCACCCCCGAGAUGACCUGCGGUUUUCUAAUACAACUGGUAUUCUGCAAAGAAACUAUGUGGUUUAUUGGUGUUGAAGUAGAGCAAGAGACGAUUGCACCCCCUCCUAAAAAAAAUCCUGGAUCCGCCCCUGUGUUUUAAUCUGAUGGAUGCUUCAGUCAUAAUGUUCAUACCUUUUCUUAAAGGUGUAUUAUGUGCUUAAUGGGUCAGAAUAUAAAUAAAAAAGCUUAUAGACAUGAAAAUAGAGUUGCCCUUUGUUGUGUUCAUGUACAGGUCAAAAUUAAAUUCAGGUUAAAAUUUUUUAACCUAGGUUGAUUUUCUAUUUCCUUUGUCUCCUACAUGUAGCUCUAAUUAUUCAUGAAGGGCUAGAAGACAAACGAAAGAGAGAAUCAACCUAGGUUUAAUAAUUUUGACCUGGAAAUAAUUUUGACCUGUAACAUAUAUGUUUGUUUUGUUGUUUGCAACACACAGAGAGAAUGGUAACUGUGUGCCUUUGAUGAAAGAGCCUUGUUGUGCUCAGUGCACUGUCAGUAGUAGGCUACAAAAAUGUUAGUACUAAUAUAUUCCUCUAUUAAAGCCCAAUAUCCACCUACAAAUUCUCCAGACUAAUCUCCAUGCAUAUCGUUAUAGAACCAGCAAGAGAAUUUGUUCUACUAAUUCUUUAUGGAAAUGUAUGGAGACCAGUUUGGAGAAUUUGUAUGUGGAUAUUGGGGCUUAAAGGGGUUAUGGAUUCCUUAGUCUCUAACAUAGAAACAUGUAUUGCAGACAGUUCUAAUAAUGAUAAUAAUAAAAUUUAAUAUUAUUUUAUAUAGCACCUACACUUUUCAGUGCUAAGCGCAGUUCUGCUGAUCCCUGAUACUAAUCUUCAUACAACUCCAACCUGUAUCAUAAAUUAGACACCUAUACUAGUAGUAAUCUCAGAGCAGGAAGUGUGUUCGAACUUUUUUAGGUUUACUGUCAAAUGUGACCUUAUUUCCUAAUAAAUUUAUGCUGCAAACACUUCCUAUAUGUUUUUGUAAAAAAGAAACAAAACAACUUCAAAAAAAGAAAAAAGUCUCACCUGGCAGGAGUCGAACCCGAGUCGUUCGACUUGAAAGGACAACGCAUUAUCCAUUGCGCCACGCAACCAUUGCUGAAACUGCAUGUCAAAUUAAUUGUAUUUAACAUUUUUGUGCCCACGAAAUAAAUCAUUCAAGAUGGCGCAGAAAAUGCAGACAUACAAUGAAAUGAGUAUCGGAAAAGGUCACCCUUGAGUACCUCAGGAAUCCUAACUGAGUACCCCAGGAAUCCCAAGAUUAUGUGUUGCGUUCUCUUCACAGCGGAUGCAACAAUGUGGACACUUGGUGUCACUACUUUGGUGUCCUCUUUGGUGUCUACUCCACGUUAUCUGAUCCUCUGGAAAAGGCUUCAAUGUCAGAUGUAAAAAUCACUGGCAGUAAUAAGGAGGGGGUUAAUUUUGCAAUGCAAGUUGCAAAAAGCCACAGGGUCUUGGUAGUGAAGGAGUUCUGUAGGCUGCCUUUAGUUCUAUAUGUUUCACUUGAUAGUUUUUAACUUGUUUACUGCAUUAAUUUAUUUAUUUAUUAAUUUAUUUCAUGCGUGAAAUAAUAUUAUUAUUACACUUAUGUUUACAGUUUACCAUGGGCGAUUUCUAAAAUGGUUAGUUUCUAAAGAAACGUGGGAUAAAGAUGGUAAAGAUGACAAACUCAUUUUGUUUGUGUAUCUUACAGCCAAACUUUUUUGCAUGUUGGCCUUACAGUAAAUCGCAUUUUGUAGUUGUUAUUUAUAAAUAUGCCUUGACAUUUUAGUAUCAUGGCUGCUGCCUCUGCAGCGUCAACUGCCAAUCUUCUGGAAGGUUAUAAUGAGGAUGAUGAUGGUGAGUGUUCUGUUACUAAUUUUGUUAUUGCAGUCAAACCUCACCACAACAGCAACCCCGGGAGACAAAGCUCAGGGGCACCCAACUACUGUUUUCUGUAAAAUGUCUGUUUGGAGAAUAUUCUGCUGCUUGAAUACUGUAUAUGAUCUAAUAAACACCUGGGGCAUUUAUUUAAUUCUAGGGGUCCAAGAGGGGGCGUUUAAUAGAUGGGAGGUGUUUAAAAGAGCGAGGUGUUUAUUCUCGUAACUUAUUUUAACAAACUCAACAUAACUGUUACUAUACAGUAUGCUUUCGGCUAAAAACGUUUUUGGGUUAACAGAAUCUCGACUACGGGCCUGACGGCUUAUCUAAAAAUUGAACAUGACAUAAUACACAAACUGAUGUUAAUCAGGCAAUGAAAUUAAUAAAUAUUGAUUGAUUUUGCUCUAUUUCGCCAUUUCCUAGUAUUUGGGGGCAAUUUUCAAGGGGGGCAUUGAUUAUACAGGAGGCAUUUAUUAGACAGGGGCAUUUAAUACUAACUUAACAGCGCAAGGGGCCGUUUAUUAGAUAAGAAGCCUUUAUUUGAGAGUGGGCAUUUAUUAGAUCGUUUACGGUAUGGCUAAAAAUUUCUAGGUGAGCAUUCUAUUCAGCUACAAUUUUCGAAUCUUAUCAAAAAAAUUCCCUAGGAUGUUCUGAAGUUUAAUUUUUCACAUUUUUACAUUUUUGUAGCAAAAAGGAAACAUAAAAUUUUGGGAUUCAAAAUAUGAUGGAGUGAGGAAUAAGACAAAUUCUCACUUUCGUAAAACGUUCACUUGCAUCUAAACUUUACAGAAAAGUAACACUGAAGCCCUUGUAAUUUCCAAAAAGCCUCAAGUUCCCUCGGAUGACGAAACAUACUUGUAUACAAAUUUUAUAGCGCUGCUUAAAAUGCAUUUCUAGAGAUCUAAGAGUACUCUGGAUAGCCUAAACAGACUUUUCAAUGCAUUUAGGAAGAAACUGUCAUUGGGUGCCCCUGACAGUUCCUCAAAGUAGAUUGUAGGGAAGUUAGAACAACUUGGGCCUAUUUUUGCUGGGUUCAUGUAUGUGCUGCUGGCCUCUUGGAAACCCUACUCCAUUAAAGUCUUUUNGGAUGACGAAACAUACUUGUAUACAAAUUUUAUAGCGCUGCUUAAAAUGCAUUUCUAGAGAUCUAAGAGUACUCUGGAUAGCCUAAACAGACUUUUCAAUGCAUUUAGGAAGAAACUGUCAUUGGGUGCCCCUGACAGUUCCUCAAAGUAGAUUGUAGGGAAGUUAGAACAACUUGGGCCUAUUUUUGCUGGGUUCAUGUAUGUGCUGCUGGCCUCUUGGAAACCCUACUCCAUUAAAGUCUUUUCUGUGUGCAAUAAAUAGACUCCAUCUUAGUCACUUUUGGACAAAUGAAAUUUUCUCAAUCCCAACUUAUUCACUUUCUGUUUAUGUAUCUACCUUAUGAAGCCUUUGGACUAGACCAUCUUAAAAUGAAUUUUACACAUGUUUUAAAAUCUCUACAUACCAGAACUUUCGUAACCCCCAAAAUCCCAAUAAUAUGUGACCCUAUUCUAAUACAUGUACCUCCAUUGAACAAACAACCCCAUUAUAGUCAAUAUGGUGGAGAAAAUGCCACCCCACCCAGCCACACACCCCUGUUAGUCUGUUACUAUGAGAGUCAAUUGGUUGUUGGUUGAGUGAUUCCUUAAGAUGCAUCUGUUUCUUAUCAUAAAUGGGACAGCAUUUCCAUCAUCAAAGUACAAAGAGGAAAACCCCUUAACUCCAGGAGGUUACUGAUUAACCCUUUAAGUUCCAAUAUCUACAUACAAAUUGUCCAGACUGAUAGAACUGAUGUCCUUACAUUUCCUCAUAAAAUUAGUUGACAGAAUUUGAUAAAUGAUCAAUGCAAUUUUGCUUUGGUGAUCAUUUUAUUAAUUCUCAUAACUUUUUCUCAUGAUCAUGUACUGAUGUUGUUAGGAGAAAAUAAUAUUGACUUUCGUCACUGUUGAUAUUUGUUUAUAUCAAGAUGAAAUGCUUAAUGCUAUGGGAUCUGCCAAGCUGGAAAUCAUGGAUGAGAGAGAUGAUGACAAGGUAACAGAGAGUUCACCUCAUCGGACAGCUACAAAUGUACAGCGAAAGGCACAAAAGGUACGCAAAUGAGCAUUUGUAUCUUGAGCUUUGAUAUCACCUCUCCUACAGAUCAGGGAAGAGGUCAAAAAUAACUCCUAUAGAACUUUUAAAAAAAUGGUUGAUAAAAUGUUCCAAAGUUUUUAUCUGAAAUUUCAAGUCCGAAUAAAAAAUUUAAGAACAGAGAAAAGUGGCCACUGUAGGGAGGUGGACAGUUUUAAACAAGAGUUAUUUUUUACAUAGCUGGAAUAUUUUCCCCAGCGGCACUAGCUCUCAUUGGUUACUUUGAGGUCGCAUGACCUUUAACAUUUCCAAGCAGGCAACAGUGAAAAUGACAUCAAAGUGUAACAGUUCACUAUUACCCUGCAGAUGUUGGGUACUGGCGCAGAAUUACCCUCCCUCAAAUUACACACGUAAAAGUUUUUUGCUGUUGUCCUUGGCUAUGUAACAAAUCACUGAGUUAAUUACUGCCUCUUAUGAAACUAAUUACUUUUGUUUCCCUCAAAUGUUGAUGUAUCUAACGUAUUUCACAUGCAAUUAUAAAGAAUUUUGGUGCUACUCUGUAUGUUUAAGUCAAUGCCGCAAUAUUAUUUUUAGCAUUUUGGAAAAAAUUUUGAUACAAAUUUUCCCAGGCAAUGCUGCCCACACCCCCGAUAGAAGCCCCUCCAAAUGUGCCUUUACAUUUUUUUAUGGAGUUUAACGGUAGUCUAAGUCUUUUUUAAUCUUUUCUCUUUAGCCGUCCGAGCCAGAGCCAAAGAAGCCUGGCGGUGUUGAGCCAAUCGUCUUCUUUUCAGAAGACAACGAGUUUGCAUAUAAAGAUGAAAAUUAUUAA